CUUUUUCGCCGCCGUCUUUUGCCAGCUUUUCUUCAUUAUUUUUCGGGGGUACGACAGCAACACCGCUGAGGCUGCCAGUGUAUAAAUGGUAGCGCGCCAGCCGUAUCGCAUUUCAGUCUACGUUGGACUUUGGCGCGGUUAGCACACGCAGCGUAUACAUAACGCAAUCACAUUCAAGGGUUAAACAGUCGGCACCGCCACUUGGCAAUGCCCAUGCGAAUGUGAAUGUGAAUGUGAAUGCGAAUGUAAAUGUGUGCGAGUGCGAGUGCGACUACGAGUGUUUGCAGUUCUGAUCGUUUGCCGCGUUGUCGCUCUUCGAAUUUUGCGCGAGAGUGCGAAGAGAGUGAGUAGCGACUAUUCACAAUAAAAGUAUUUUGAAUUCGUGCGCAACACUUCAAAAUAUAACGGUAUUUCGAAUUGAACAACUUACAAUUGAAAGCGAAUAAAUAAAAAUGCAAGUUCGUUAAAUACAAUAUUGAAUUCGAAAAUUGCAAUAAACAAUUAAGUUAUAUAUGUGAAGAGCUAACUUCUACGUGAUUUUUGGCAACAUAAAUAAAAGGACAAAGGACACACACGCACCCCUCUCGAGCUGAAAGGGAUUUGCUAGAAGAAAAGAAAAAAAGAAACGCAAGGCAAAGCACAAGAAAAUCAAUAAUAGACACAUGUAAGAGGAUAUCCUCGCCAUUGACCACACAGCGAAGGCGACGCAAUAUGGCCUCCACAACAACAACAACAACAACAAGAACAACAAUAAACGGGACGGGGCAGUCAACUUUGCCAUUGUUAUUAUUGUUGCUGCACGAAAGUGGCCACUAGAUUGCAUCCCUUCCGCAAGCAUGUCAGACAGAUACGCCGCCAGCUACUACGAGCAGCUGCAUCCGGCUCAAGCGCAGGCGCAGGCUCAGGCUCAGGCGCAGGCAGCCAUGUCGCACUAUGCGCCGCCCGGCUAUCGCGGUGGCUAUGGCGGCGCCUAUAAUCCCUAUGGCUAUGGAUAUGCCAGUGCCGGCGCUGGCUCCUAUAUGCCCAGCUAUUAUCGGUAUGCGCCGUAUGCCUCGCCGCAUUAUAGUCAGCCGCCGUCGCAUCAUCAGCAUGCGGGCAUGUUCACGGCCGCUGGCCAGCAGCUGAUACCCUCCAGUGUGCUACAUUAUCCGCCACGCCCACAUCCGCACAUGCAACACGCCUAUCAGCCACAGCAGCCGAGCAGCAGCGGUGGCUAUGAGCAGCCCGCGCCUGCGCUCUACAGUGCUUCCGGCUAUGGACAGGCACGUGGCUUUGCCGCCUAUCAGCCAGCCACGCCCACACACUAUGCACCGCCCGGACGCUCCACAACGCCGGCGCCCAAUCGCACAGUGCUGCCACCCAAUUAUCUGGAACCCUUGCGCAGCUAUACGGAGCAGCAUCAGCAUCAGCAGCAGCAGCAGCAGCAACAGCAACAGCAACUGGCGGCGGCAGCACAGCCAAAGCUGGAGGAGACGCUGCCGGAGCAGCAGAUCAAGCUGGAGCACGAAGCGGAGGCCACAUCGCCGCCACAGCGGCUGACCACAUCGCCGCCAAUGAUCAGUGCCACCGGCACGGACAGCGGCAUCAGCAAUUGCAGCACGCGCGCACGCAGCGACAGCAGCCAGAGCACGCCCGUCUACAGUGGCGAGUAUCCCGUGAAUAUGUCUGUGGAGUCGGCGUCCUGUGUCUCCUAUCACUGUUCCGCCGAUGGCAGAGACUACGAGGAGGAGCAACAACAGCAACAACAGCAGCAGCAACAACAGCAACAGCAGCAGCAGCAACAGCAGGAGGAGCACAAGGCAACGGCUGAUGCCACGCCCCCCAUAAUGCCCGAUGACAUAAGCGCGACAGCAGCGACGUCGACGUCGUCGUCGCCGCCAACAGCAACGCCUAUUGUGAAUGAUAUUGAUAAGGCGGCGAGCGACGAGCAGCCGGAAGUUGUGAGGCGUACGGAAAUCAAUUUGACGAAGCCCAACAAGCAGGCGUCAACAACGCCACAGGAUAUUGUCGAGCAGCAGCCAGCAACUAAUCAAAUCAACGAGGAUGCAGCUGGGCAACACCAACACCAACACCAACAGCAGCAGCAGCAGCGGGCAGCAACAGCAGCAGCAGCAACAACUCACAGCUGGAGUCCAACGUUGCGUCGGCCGCGCACUCCGCCCGCGCCCCAGAACUCGCCUGUGGGCUAUGGACUCUCAGCAAGCACUGUGCCACCUGCGCUGGCGCCACUGCUGCAGCAGCAGCAGCAGCCACAACCACAACAACAACAACAACAACAACAACAACACAACAACAACAACCAGAACAACAACAACAAUCGCAUCAUCGAAUGCGAUCUCAUACCGAGCAAGAAAUCAAAACGCAAAGCGAGCAAAAGGGAAACGGAAACGGAGAAUGUGGAAGCAACCGAAUCCACGGUGCGGGAGCAAAUAAGGGACAUCAAGCCUUUGCCUGGCUUUCAGCAGGCGUUUGGCUCCACCGAAAUAGGCCGCUUCUCCGAGCGGUUUCUGCAAACGCCCGAGAGUCUCGUCGAGCGGCUGGCCGAGGAAUAUGCCACAAACGCCAGCGGCAGCGGCGGCCAUGGCUACUAUGAUGCCACAAACGCGGCGGGUGGCAUGCAACACUAUUGGCCGUACGAGGAGCAGCAUGGCUAUGGCUACCCAAGCCAGCUGCAGAUGUCGCGUGGUCGUAUGCGUGUCCAGCUGUAUCCGUAUCCGGACUACGCGGCGUAUGAGCGUUACGGCUAUGCGGCCUACAGUGCGAGCAGAACGCGCUACGGCGAAAUACGCUGCAAUGGCUACUAGUCACACACACACACACACACACACAUGCAUAGUUAUAUAGUCGUUAGAUAUAUGUAUAUGUAGUUGUGUCCUAGUCGUUUGUCAUUUAAAAUUCUCUCUGUGUGUGCCUUUUUCGGUCAAAAUUCGGCAAUGCCCGCCACAGAUGUAGAGUAUUUAUUGCGGGCAUUGCUGGCGUUGAUUGCGUGCAAAAAUUCAUUUUAAAAACAAAAAAAAAAAAACCCAAAACAGGCCAAAUUGUAAAAUAUACCUUAACGUAAGUAGUUGAAUGUCUUAGAACGAACAAAUGUGCGCGCCUGUUGACAACUUUGUCCCACUGUACAUACACCGUAGAGCAAUGCAUUUCGUUGAUACUCUUCCUUCGCUGUACUUCUAUUCGUGUGUUAGGGUAUUCAAAAAGUUCUUAAGUAGUCGGUUUUUUCUAGCCACGUCUAGCCUAGGCCCAAGUUAUAAUUAGUAAAAGAUGUGCCAUUGAAAAGGAUAACUUUAAUGCGAGUACACUUUUUAUAAGAUAUUUACGUUUUAGUUAAUUAUAUACAAGAAAUUAGAACAUUACUAAUGGUAAUUUUAGAUCGAUCGGCAUACCAAAGCAUAGCACUAGAAAAUAACCAACGCGCACCUUUUUUUUUUUUGUACUUGUCCAAAUUCUAAUUUUCUAACAAUUAAUGCAAUUAUUGAUUUUCGAGUUCAUUUCGAUUUAAGUGCCUUAAUUUAGUUUCACAAAAAAAAUAUAUAUAUAUGAAGCAAAAUACUAUAUUGAGAUUUGUAAAAAUUCCAUCAGUUUUAUGUAUAACAACCAGUUCAGGUUUCAAAAGGGCCCAAAAAAAAAAAUAAAACAAAAAUAAAAAAGCACAACCAAAACUCCAAGAAACACACAUCGAUGAAACAUUCAAAAAUGUUUUUUAGUCAAAGCAUAGAAAAGCCAUUGCAAACAAAAAAAAAAAAAAUACAAUUAGUUGUUAAUUAAACAAAUUAAAUUAAUCACAAGCAAAGAAAAGAAAAAAAAACUACUUCGUAGUGUUGACAUUUUAUCGAUCAAAUAUUUUCAAAGUUAAAGAAACAAAACGAAACGAAAAGUAAAUAAAAUUAUAUAUAUAUAUACAUGUAGCUAAAAUUAAGUUCUUGUGUACAUAAAAACCAUAUUUGAACGUUUAAAUUUUAUGGAGCAACAAAA
Drosophila virilis is the source of this 3975-nucleotide messenger RNA. The record is from RefSeq and is a predicted model, not a curated record. NCBI's taxonomy places the organism in Eukaryota, Metazoa, Arthropoda, Insecta, Diptera, Drosophilidae.